Blepharisma stoltei is the source of this 1534-nucleotide messenger RNA. The record is from the annotation of a GenBank genome assembly. NCBI's taxonomy places the organism in Eukaryota, Ciliophora, Heterotrichea, Heterotrichida, Blepharismidae.
AUGUCUGGAAGAUGCUUCAAAGAUGGCUGUACAAAGCAGCUUUAUGGGAAAUGUGAAUGCGAAGGCAUUGUCUUAUUUUGCAAAGCGCACAGCCUUGAGCAUUUAGAAAAACCAACUUCUAAAGGGCACCGUUGCCUAAGACUAUACUUUAAGCCAGCAGAAGAAAUUAAGCAGCCAAUUAUUGAUAAACUAAUAGCACUCAAAGAAGAUAUCAAAAACUACAAAAUUGGCGCACUAAUCAACGCAAAUACAAUUAUCAAGAAUUUCAAUACUACGCUUGGAAUAUAUAUUGAUCAGAUUAAUAAAGCAGAAGCAAGAAUCAAUAAAGUGCUUACAAUUUUAUAUAGUGGAGAUGAAGUUCUUGAUAUUGCUAAAGAUGAUGAUAUGGAAAGCGUGCUUAAAUUAAAUGCUUCAGAUGCCCGGUGUAAGAUGAAUGGAUGAGAUAUAAAAGAGUGUUACCUAGACUAUAAAGAUAUUAAUGCAGCAAUUAGCAAAACUUAUGAAAAACCUUUUAAUCCUUUUAUGUAUGAUAUAGAAAAUAUGAUCAUAUCAAGCGAGCUCUCAUUUUUUAGGAAUAAUUCUUCAAAUUUUGCAACUAUAAAUUUAGAUACCUUCCAGAUUUCUUCUACUGCAACUCUUCCAACUCAAGAAUCAAUUAGCGCAUACACUACAAACUGUAUACUUCCUGAUUAUACUUAUUUCUAUUGUUGCAAUAACACUAGUUCAGGCUUAGUGUUUACUAUUGACAAAAAUAAAAAUGUUAAAUAUCUCCAAAAUUCAAAAGUAAAUCAUUAUGCUCAUCCUAUCUUUUAUAAUAACUUCAUCUAUUUAAUUGGAGGAAAUAAUAAAUUGGCUGAAAGGUAUGAUUUUAAACGAAACGUGUGGGAAAGCAUGGCUCCACUACCUCAAGGUUUUAAUUUUGGAAUUAGUUGCAAUGCUUUAUAUAGAGAUUUGAUUCUUAUAACGAGCUAUUAUAUUCAAAAAAUUAUAUUCCUAAUUAAAACUUUCACCGUCUUACUAUUCAUUAUAUAGAAAAAAAGAUAAUCAGUAUAAAACCUUUAUUCAAUAUAAAAGGGUAUAAUUUAUAGCAUAACUCAAAACAACUACCAAGAAGUCCCCAAUUUGCUGUUAAAUGGCAAUUAUCAUAAAUUUAUGCUGAGAGGGAAUAAAAGAGUUUAUUUAUUUGAGAAAGGGGGAAGGACUUUUGAAAGUGCUGAAAACAAUGUUUUUAGUUGGACUCAAAUAGGGACUAAUAGCAUCACAGGAGAUUUAAAUCAAUCAAGUGCUGUUCGCUAUAGCGUAGGGACACUUUUAGCGUGCCCUUAAGCUUUUGCUUCUUCAGCAACUUUGAGUUGACUGGCCACUUGAAGAUUGCAAGCAAAACCUGCAAGUUGCUGAGGAAGUGCAUGCAUAAUGACACGCUAAACCAGUCCCUAGUAUAUAUAAGGGUUGCCUUUACUUCGUUGUUUAUCCAAAUCAGCUGUGGAAAUUCGAUCUUGGUUCUAAGCAAGCAUCUCAAGUCGCAACAGUCUAA